Messenger RNA from Lucilia sericata (common green bottle fly), 3354 nucleotides. Its product is annotated as mediator of RNA polymerase II transcription subunit 13-like. Gene Ontology annotation, biological process: regulation of transcription by RNA polymerase II. Gene Ontology annotation, molecular function: transcription coregulator activity. The record is from RefSeq and is a predicted model, not a curated record. Bases 745 to 3339 code for a protein of 864 amino acids. Gene Ontology annotation, cellular component: mediator complex. Lineage: Eukaryota; Metazoa; Arthropoda; Insecta; Diptera; Calliphoridae. The transcript is spliced from 8 exons.
GUUUUUACUUCUUUUCGCAGCAGCAGACAAACUUCUGUGAACUUGAAAACAAAUUGCACUCGUAAAGAACAAAUAAAAUCUUUAAAUAAUUUGCAAAUUCAAAAAUAUAUAUACUGAAAAGUGUAAAAGAAAAAUAUAUUUAUAAAAAAACACUGUUAAUAAGGAAAAUAGAAGCAAAAAGUUAAUAGAAAAAAAGUAAUUUGUGUUUUUUUGUAUGACAAGGUUACACACAGAUAUUUGGCAUUGUUGCUAGUGUGUGUAUGUGUAUGUCUCUUUAUAUUCGUACACCACCUCUCUAAUUAUGAGCGAAACUUUACAUUUUAAUUCAAAACAAUAUAACAGUGUGAGUGUGUGUGUUUUACUACAUUACUGUUGUAAUAAAUAACAGCAAAUACAAAAUAAUAAUAAAUAAAUAUAAAAAAGAAUAAGUACAAAAUCUAAAUGUAUUAUAAAAUCGCCUUCUUCUUCCAAUUGUUAUGAAAAGAAAAAUAAACAAGAAGAAUUUUAUAAAAACACAAAUUUGCCUCGUAAACAAUUAAGACAGCAGCAUAAAUAACUAAACUUUCAUAUAAAAAACGUAACCAUUUAAAAAAAACAAUACCAUUGUUGUUUUAUUACUAUCUUUGCCAAUCAUCUAUAGUUAUAAUCUUAAAAAAAAAAGAACAAAAACAACAACAAACAAAAAUUAAUAUCAACAAUUGAGAAAAUGAGGAGCUGCUGUAUUGCAAACAAAAUCUAUGAACUAUGACGCAUCAAUCACAUCAGACUAACGGCGCUAGUUUGGAGGAUUGCCAUACAAACUUUUUUGCCUUGACUGAUUUAUGCGGUAUAAAAUGGCGCAAAUUUGUUAACAAUGAGCGACCAAAUGCAUCCAGUGAUCCACUGGAUGAUCCUAUCUUACGCUCCUAUUCAAGAUGUAUGCAAGCUGACAUUCUAUGUGUUUGGAGACGUGUUCAGUCUACCAGACAAGAUAACUCGGAUCCAAGUGCAAUGUUUGAUGUUAACACCUCAAAAGUGCAUCCACCUCUAUCACUAGCGGCCGCCAAAGAAUUAUGGAUAUUUUGGUAUGGCGAGGAGCCAGAUCUUACCGAUCUGGUGGAUGCGGAAUUAUUAAAAGUGGCUGGCAAUCAAAUGAUGUGGAAUGGCACAUGGGAACGUGGUCUAACUUAUGAAUGUCGUUCAUUACUUUUUAAGGCACUUCAUAAUCUUAUCGAAAGAUUUGUGCUUACAAAAGAUAUUGUACGUUUUGGCAAAUGGUUUGUUCAACCCUGUACUUCAAAUGAACGAAUAUUUGGAAGAAGCUCUCAACAUUUAUCAUUCUCAUUUACAUUCUUUGUACAUGGAGAUACUGUAUGUGCAUCUAUUGAUUUGAGAGAACAUCCAGCAGUGCGUCCAUUAACCAAAGAACAUUUAACUGAAGCUGCCGCUGCAUUUGCAGCCGCGGCCUCAAAUGCAAAUUCACCUGAACAACAAACAUCACCAAAUUCACCCAAUGCUGCAGCUGCUCAUGCAGCCGAGGGUAUUAAAAAUGAAAAUGCAUCAUCUAAUAAUAACAAUAAUAAUAAUAAUACCAGCAACAAUAAUAGUAACAACAAUAGCAGCAGCAACAAUAACAACAACAGCAAUAGCGUUAAUCCAAAACCUCGUAAAGUAAUAUUGGCACCAUUUGGUAUGGCAGCCACUCUAACGGGCAACAGUUAUAAAACAAAUGAUCCAAUGGCUGAGAAAAUACUUGAUGACUGGGCUUCAUUUUUCCCAUUGUGCAAUAAAGAGAACAGUGAUGUGCCACCAGUUGUAGAAGUUAUAGCUGGCGGUCAUAAAAUGUAUCAUCCGUCAAUUUAUGUACUAGUCACUGAUUUGGAUGAUAUGGAAGAAAUGGAAGCAGCUGCCUCUCAGAAGUGUCCUCUCGGAACGUCUUCAUCAGCGGAAGCUGCUGCUUUGGCAGCACUUUCAUCAGCUAAUCAAACAACGUCUGGUGGUGGUGUUAGCACCCACAAUAACCACAAUUACAAUGACUCUAGAAAACCUCUAAUGGAAAAUUUUUCCAAUAAUAAACUACCAACCAUAAAUGGAACAAAGUCAUCUUUAGCUCAUAUGGUUGAACGUUUAAAAAUAGAUCGCAGUAAAGUUCAACCGUAUUAUGAUACACAAACACGUAAUUUCACCUGCAAUACGACAAAUAUUCAUGCCCCGCCACAGGCAGCAUGUGAAAUGCCUGAAAGAGCUUGGCAAGAUUGCGUCACAAAUGUUUUGCAUGUCCAACAUAGUUUAAAUGGCACAAUUCUGUCCACCUCCUCCUCUUCAACUUCAUUAUCCGCUAACACCAACAACUCAUCCACCUCUAACACAACUUCCUCCAAUACGUCAACAACAUCAGCCGCAACAACUACGACGUCAAUGUCAUCUUCGGGCAUUAAUAGUAAUAAUAAUGAUAAUGCUACGUCAAGCGAAGGAAUGGAUCAAACGGAUAAUGUUUCAAAUAGUGUUGACAUUAAACCAAAUACUACAACUUUAUCUCAAAAGCAACAACAUCAACAGAUAUGGGGUUUUGUGGAUCCUACACAAAAAGCUCCAUGUAUAUGCACAAAUUUUCAAUUUAGCUCAAAAUCAACAUUAACAACAGCAGUUACUGCGUCCUCCUCAACAUCGGUAAACAUUGCCGCAAGUGGUAAUAUGGGUGUCACACCAACAACUAGCGUUGGCUUGUCGUGUUUGAGUCCUUCUUCAACGUCUUCUAUGGCAGCGGCGGUAGCUAUGCGUUUAGGCAGUAGUUCCAUGGCAAUGGCUUUAAAUAAAACUCAUACAUUUGGUUCGUCUACUCUGCAUCUCAAUCAUACACAACAACAACACCAAUUCAGUGGUAGUAAUUCUGCAGGAGCCGUUAGUCAUCAUACAAGACCUUCUACACCCUUAAGCCAACAACAGCAGGGCGAUAACAUGAAAACCAACUCAUUACGUAUACAAAGAAUACCAUUUCAUAAACGACAUUUGGAUAUUACUGUUCAUGAUAGCUGCGAUGUUGUAGACAAUAUUGACGGGUCACAACAGCAACAAUGCAGCACUUCUAUUCGCUUUUCAAAUACAUCUAUAAUAACAACAAGCACCAGCCAAAAUAAUAAUAAUAAUAGUAGUACAAAUUCUAAGAAUUCUUUCUCCUCUCAAUUCACUACCAGUAAUAAUACUACUGCAACCACCAACAGCACGACCAUUUCUUCAAAUAAAUCCAAUAAUCCUGCCGCUUGUUAUACAGCAUCAUUUUAUCAAAGUUCUUCUUGCUCUUCAGACACUAUACCAAAACAAAGGUUUGUGUUGUCUUAUUUAAACUUCUCUACUAUAUAGAUAUUUCUCGACAUG